Paralichthys olivaceus (Japanese flounder) is the source of this 3662-nucleotide messenger RNA. RefSeq names its product leucine rich repeat and Ig domain containing 1b (gene lingo1b). The record is from RefSeq and is a predicted model, not a curated record. Lineage: Eukaryota; Metazoa; Chordata; Actinopteri; Pleuronectiformes; Paralichthyidae. Gene Ontology annotation, cellular component: extracellular matrix. Gene Ontology annotation, molecular function: epidermal growth factor receptor binding.
GAGCCAGCAGAGCCGCCUGUGUGUUUACAUGUCAGCCUAUCAGUGCAGCCGGAUUUAGCGCAUCUGGAGAGGACAGAGGCAUUUCUCAAAUGCCCCUAAGACAAGGGAUUCUCGUCGCUGCAAAUAUCCCUCUUUCCCAUCUGAAUCUACCCUGCCUGGAAUCCUGCAUCCCUGUCUCCAUGCUUUCGGAGGCAUUUUGAAUUUCCUUGGCAACAUGGAGCUGCCUGAAUUAGAAUUCUCCGCAUGACAGUCCUGGUAAGCAGUAGGAUGGUGUCUGGGGAGGCAGGAGGGCACAGCUACUUGAUGGCAUGCUGGCAGCCAAUCCUGAUCCUGAUGCUGGGCACCGUCCUCUCUGGCUCCACCACCGGUUGCCCCUCCCGAUGUGACUGCAAUGGUCAGGAGCGUUCAGUUGUGUGCCAUCGACGGAGACUGGCAACGCUACCUGAGGGCAUCCCCACUGAAACGAAGCAGCUGGACCUCAGCAAGAACCGUCUGAAGACUCUGGGGCCCGAAGAGUUCAUUAAUUACCCUCAGCUGGAAGAGCUGCAACUUAAUGAAAAUACAAUCUCGUCCAUUGAGCCUGGAGCCUUCAGCAACCUCAUGAACCUUCGAACUCUAGGUUUGCGCAACAACCAGCUGAAGCUGAUUCAGCUGGGUGUGUUCACAGGCCUGACCAACCUCACGCAGCUGGAUAUUAGUGAGAACAAAAUUGUCAUUCUGCUCGACUAUAUGUUCCAGGAGCUGUACAACCUGAGGGCUCUGGAAGUUGGUGACAAUGACCUGGUGUUUAUCUCACCCCGAUCAUUUCAUGGCCUAAGCAACCUUGAAAGCCUCAACAUUGAGGGAUGCAAUCUGGCCUCAGUGCCCACUGAUGCCCUGAGCCAUCUGCAUAACCUGUUGUCACUUCGAUUACGUUAUCUGAACGUCACUGUCAUGAGGGAUUACUCCUUUAAGAGGCUGUAUCGGCUCAGAGUGCUGGAGAUUUCUCAUAUGCCCACCCUGGAUUCCAUGACCCCAAAAUGCUUGUUUGGACUCAACCUUACAUCACUGUCAAUCACAAACUGCAAUCUGACUGCCAUCCCCUACCAAGCCAUCAGUCACCUAAGAUAUCUUCGGUUUCUGAAUUUGUCUUUCAAUCCCAUUCAAACUGUGGAAGGCAACCAACUGUUAAAUCUACAGAAGCUGCAGGCGUUUCAUUUGGCUGGUGGAAGAUUAACUGCCAUUGAGCCCUAUUCUUUCCGAGGACUCAACCACCUCCGUGUUCUCAAUGUAUCCAGCAAUGGCUUGAGCACCCUGGAGGAGUCUGUCUUUCACUCGGUGGGAAACCUGGAGACCCUGGCUUUAUAUGACAACCCAUUGGCCUGUGACUGUCGCUUGCUCUGGGUCUUCCGCCGGAGGUGGAGGCUCAACUUUAACAGACAGCAACCCACGUGUGCUUCACCUGUGGUGGUGCAAGGAAAGGAAUUCAAGGACUUUCCAGACAUCCUCCCCUCUGACUAUUUCAUCUGCCAGAAAUCGAAGAUCAUGGAUUAUAAAGUUCAAGAAAGCCACGUGGAUGAGGGCACCACGGUUCAUUUCGCUUGCCAAGCUGAGGGUGACCCAGUCCCUGUGAUAAUGUGGCUCUCCCCUAAGAAGGAAUACAUCACUACCAAAACCGCAGGGUCAAGACUUUCUGUGUCUAACGAGGGCACAUUGGAGGUUCGUUAUGCCCAAAUCCAGGACAAUGGCACCUACUUGUGCAUCGCAAGCAAUGCAGCGGGCAAUGACACCAAAGCUGCUCACCUUUUUGUGCAUAGCUACUCCCCCAAUUGGCCCCACCAGCCAAACAAGACAUUUGCCUUUAUUUCCAACCAGCCCAGCGACGAAGGUGCUAAUGUGACCCGGGCCACAGUCCCAUUCCCAUUUGAUGUAAAGACACUCAUCAUUGCCACCACCAUGGGAUUUAUCUCUUUCCUCGGAGUGGUCCUCUUCUGUCUUGUAAUACUAUUUCUCUGGAGCAGAGGGAAAGACAGCACGAAGUCGAGUAUAGAGGUCGAAUAUGUGCCACGAAAAGAGGAAACGGAGGAGGCCAGUCCAACUGAGGCGCCCAUACAAUUCAACAUGAAAAUCAUGUGAACCUGAAAUGGAGGUCAUCCCAGCUUACAAACUGCAGUCAGGAUGCAUACUAUCCUCGCUUCAAAUAUGUACUCAGUUCAUGAGCGAUAGAAAUUGCACAGCAGCAAAUGCAUCUUGACAAUAUACCAUAGAUUUUUUUUUUACUUCAGGGACUGACUCUUCAAAACAAAUGUUGAAUUGCAAAUACUACCAUUUCUGUAAAUUUGUAUUGGCAAUACUCAGAUCAGUAUGUUAACAUGCACUCAACAGCCCCAUUACUGUGUGUAACCAGAUUAAAAAGGUAAUAGUUUGAAUGAAGCACAUGGAUUAGAGGGAUUUCAUAAUGUAGGGAUUGUUCUCCAGGUGUCAUCUCUCUAUCAGCACAAAAUAAGAGGAGGAUUGUGUUGUCUGGAUUGUGUUGCAUUUUGCUGUGGUUUGUUUUGAUGGAUGUACAAAGCACAAUAACGCACUAUUAGAACAAACAAAUAUGUUAAUUGAAAUCUUGAGUUGAAUGCAGAUUUUCAGUUUUCUUUGUGUGUAAGUAUGGGGUUAAUUUUUUUAAACAAAUACAAAGAAAAGAAAGUAAGAUUUUAAGAGAUUAAAGAUGCACUUUAAAGAAGAGUCAUAGAGUUACAACAUAGUCCAUAUUUUGAGGGAUUAAAAAGAGACUAAACGGAAAUAUAUUUUCAGAAUAAGGUCCUAUAAAGAAAAAGAAAAUGUGAUGUGUUUGUGGAGUCGUAAUUUUACCAUAAAAUGUUUCUAAAAAAAGGACAGUUUCACCUUUCCACCAACAUCACUAGUUUUGGUCCGAUGUUUUCUCUGCCCAUGUUGGUGCUGGUGUCUCCAAAACAUUAAUUGUCACAAACAAAUUACAAUUUUACUGUGUCAGUUAUAAUAAUCUGAUAAAAGUACAAUUAAAAGUGUGCAUGUUAACACACUGACUAAGAUACAUAUUCCAGUCCUACAGUAUGUGCUCCCUUCUGCCAACAAAAGGGACGUUUGUUAUUAAAUGUAUUGACUUGUUCAGCUAUACAUAUUUUUUCUGUACUCUAUUCUUUCCUUGUACAUUAUGCUAUGGCACAAUAGUAAUGCUUUUAAUUGCUGAGGGGUGUGAACAUAUUGCAAUCUAAAGAGCAGAUUCAAUUAUCAGUUUUGAUGUAUAUAAACCAAAAGAGAGUACAACUGCUUUUAAGAAUGUAUAAAGAGGUACCUUCGAAAAUCAUCAUAAUAACAAUCCAUCACCCAGUGAAACGAAAGUUAAUUUAUUUACCCAUUUGGCAGCUCAAUAAGCGUGAGCACUCUGCCCAAGUCCUGAGGUUAUACUGUCACCAGAGCAUCUCCAAAAUUGUGACGAUAUUAAUUUGUUGCCUUAAGUCGCCUAUUUUCCAGCUUUCAGCUGAGCAAUACCCAGUAUUUAUGUGUAAAAUUGCGUUUUAUGCCUCAUAAGAAUUUUAUGUUGUCUAAUUAAUUUCACAGUCAAGGUCUGCUCUGAAGAUAAUAUGUUCAUUAACUCUUACAAUUCUUCUUUAAAAGGGAUGGGCAGAUGGAUAUUCUAUUAAAAUAAAUAA